Salmo salar (Atlantic salmon) is the source of this 2421-nucleotide messenger RNA. Its product is annotated as zinc finger protein ubi-d4. Gene Ontology annotation, cellular component: nBAF complex. Gene Ontology annotation, biological process: nervous system development. Lineage: Eukaryota; Metazoa; Chordata; Actinopteri; Salmoniformes; Salmonidae. The record is from RefSeq and is a predicted model, not a curated record.
UGAACCCAGCUACACGCGCAGGCGCAGUGGACAUUUUGACUACUGCACUGAGCAAACAUGGCGGCGGCCGUAGAUAGUGUUGUGCUCGGUGAGCAGUACUAUAAGGAUGCUAUGGAACAGUGCCACAGCUAUAACGCUCGUCUGUGUGCUGAGAGGAGCAUCCUUAUGCCAUUUAUCGACUCUCAGACAGGUGUUGCUCAAAGCAACUGCUACAUCUGGAUGGAGAAGAGACACAGGAGUGCAGGCAUGGCUCCAGGGCAGCUGUAUAGCUAUCCGUCUCGACGCUGGAGGAAGAAACGACGGUCCCACCCUCCCGAGGACCCCCGUUUGGUCUUCCCCCCUGUCAAAUCAGCGGAGCUGGAGCUGGGUCUGAAACGGGAUGCCGUGGGAGCGGUGGACGGCAGCAGCCUGGAGGCCUUGCUGAAGGGGGAGACCCUGGAGAGGAGGGGCCCGCCGGAUCCCCGGGCCCCGGAGGACAACCCAGCCACACCUGAACCUGUGGCUGCCAUGGUCUCCAGCCACACCUCCUCUGGACGCAUCCGCAAGAGGGUGCUGGACCACGAUGACUACCUGGAUGAUCUGGAUGAUGAGGACUUUGAGGAUGAGACCCCCAAGAGACGAGGGAAGGGCAAGUCCAAGGGUCGUGGAGUGGGAAAUGGAAAGAAGAAAAUGGAGGCAGCCGCUGCAGCCUUGGAGGAGCAGGACAAACCAUACGCCUGUGACAUCUGUGGGAAGCGCUACAAGAACCGUCCGGGCCUGAGCUACCACUACACACACUCCCAUCUGGCGGAGGAAGAGGGGGAGGACAGAGAGGAGAUAGAGUCCCCCCCCCCCCGGCGCCAGCCUGAGGCGCACAAGACCCCUAAGAAAGGCCCUAAUGGUCUGGCCCUGCCCAACGACUACUGCGACUUCUGUCUGGGAGACUCCGCCCACAACCAGAAGACCGGCCAGUCAGAGGAGCUGGUGUCCUGCUCAGACUGCGGACGCUCUGGUCACCCGUCCUGCCUGCAGUUCACAGAUGUGAUGAUGGCAGCUGUGAAGACGUACCGCUGGCAGUGUAUCGAGUGCAAGUGCUGCAACGUCUGUGGUACCUCAGAGAACGACGACCAGCUGCUGUUCUGUGAUGACUGUGAUCGAGGAUACCACAUGUACUGCCUCAACCCUCCUAUGACUGAGCCCCCAGAAGGUAGUUGGAGUUGUCACCUUUGCCUUGUGCUGCUUAAGGACAAGGCAUCCAUAUACAAGCAGCAGAGCCCCACCACAGAGGAUGAAUAGGGGACCCCACCUUACCACCCCACACAACGACAGUAAGCCCUCACACCCUGGUCCACACCCCUUCAAUGACCAGGAGCUAGGGUCUGGGUCUGAUUGGGGACUGGAAAGGAGGGAGUCCUCUCACCACAACCCUGUUGGCAAGCCCCACCCCUUCCCGUCUCUCCUCCUAUCAUGGCUGUUAUCUCCCCUGGACUGUUACACACUCUGCAGAGACUACCGUUACCACUGUCUCUACAGAGUUCAUGUUAGAAAGGAAGGAUUAGCAUCUCACGCUAACUGUUCCCCAACUCCCCCCCCUCCUUUAUAUGGUGUGGACUGCUAAGACAGGCAGUGUGCUUAAUUUGUUGCCAAAUUAUCUAUUUUUACUUGUUUAAAAAAAUAACCAAGUGUAUUGAUUUAUGGAUUUCAAAAUAUGAUCAUGUGGUUGAGGGAUAUUAAUAGUGAAGUUUUGUCUGUGUACUUCUUUUGGAUGUUUUUAAAAACAUUUAUCUCAAAGGUUUUCCUGCAACAACAAAAAAAAAAUAAGGAACCUCUGGCGCCAAGGUCCAUAUGCUCUGUCCCAAAUGACACUCUAUUCGCUACAUUGUGCACUUCUUUUGCCAGGGUCCAAUAGGGUGCCUUUUGGGAGGCAACCAUAGUCAUUCUAUUGUGACUGAAUCACAUCCUACUGCUGGUCUGAUUUUAAAUCUAACAUUAUUGAACAUUUGUCAGCUAUCAUCUUUAAGGUUUUUGUAGCUGUUCAUAUCUGUGCCACAAUGAGAUAGGCACAUUGCAUGCAGACUUGCACCUGUACUUGAGUUCGAAUGCACACACACUCAAUUCUUUAGACUUUGAUUUAUUAUAUUUUUACAUUUUAUAUAUCACUUGAUAUUCCAUGGGGUUGGGGAUUUUUUUCUAGUAGAAUUUUGUAAAGUACCGGUAUAUACUAACGACGUCAAUGGAAAACAAUCAUAACACAAUGUCAGUACUGUAUGACCUUUUGUAUUUGUUUUAAGUAUCAUUUAGAUUGCUUUUCUUUUGUGAUAUCAUGUUAAUGAUCUCCAUAAUGAGUAUUUAUGGUAAAUAAUGUAUUUUUAUUUACUUUUUUUUUGUAUUGAAACUGCUUUUGCCCUAUUAAAAUGUCAAUGUAUCUGCUAACAAAAAUGU